CCGUCAUAAAACACAAACGAAGAAGAGGAGUAAGGUGAACAACAACAUACAUACAAGCUCCGAAGCACAGAUUGGAAAUAAAUGUUUAGUAAAAGUUUUACAGAGCAUUAAUGAAAUCUCAGGAAUAGUGCAAUGUAAAAAAUGGAGCCUAUUAAAUCGGAGAUUGUGGACAUGAAUGAGGCAGAACCCAGCAGAGUGAACACUGAGGAGCAAAGAGGUCUUUUGGAGGUAAAAGAGGAAUGUCAAGAAAUAAAUGAAGUGGAGGGGAAACAUCAGUAUCCGGAUCCUCAUAAUUUUAAACCUGGAGAAAAAUCUUUGACUUUUGAAAAUAAUUAUUUUCAGUUUUUGAGAAGAAGAUCUCAAAGAACUGAGGUAGAACAUUCUUUCACAUGCAAGCAGUGUGGAAAGACUUUCACUCGUAAACAACUCCUUGUUGACCACAUACGAAUUCACUUGGGGUUGGAGCCCUUCACAUGUGAUCAGUGUGGAAAGAGUUUUGUGCGUAAAGCACUCUUGAAUGAUCACAUGAGAAAUCACACUGGACAGAAGCCUUUCGCAUGCCUUCAAUGUGGAAAGAGUUUCUCUGUUAAGGGAGACCUUAAGCUUCACAUGGAAAUUCAUAUUGGAGAGAAACCUUACAGCUGUGAUAAGUGUGAAAAGAGUUUCAACCGUAAAGGACUUCUAAUUGAUCACAUGAGAAUUCACACUGGAGAAAAACCUUUCUUAUGUGAUCAGUGUGGAAAGAGUUUCAUUCGUAAAGCACUUCUGAACGAUCACAUGCGAAGUCACACCGGAGAGAAGCCUUACAGAUGCUCUCAAUGCGGGAAGCGUUUCUCACUUAGAGGAAACCUUAAUUGUCACAUGAGAAUUCAUACUGGAGAGAAGCCUUACAAAUGUGAUCAAUGCGGGAAGAGCUUCACAUUUAAAGGAAAACUUAAGCAUCACUAUAGAAUUCACACUGGAGCGACACCUUUCACAUGCAAUCAGUGUGGGAAGAAUUUUGCACAGUCAGACAGCCUUACAUAUCAUCUGCGCUCUCAUGCUGGAAUAAAGCCAUUUAAAUGUGAUCAGUGUGGUGAAGCAUUUAUUUUGGGAUCACGUCUUAAAAAACACAUGAAAGUUCAUGCAAAUGAGAGGCCUUACUUUUGCUCUAUUUGUGGAAAGACAUUUUCACGACUGGACUGUUUUAAAAUGCACCAUAAAGUUCAUACUGGAGUAAAAGCUCAUGUGUGCUCUGAGUGUGGAAAUAGCUUCGGCAGAGCCGGCGACUUGAAAAUUCACCAAAGAAUCCAUACUGGAGAAAAACCGUACAAGUGCUCACAUUGUGACAAGAGAUUCAAUCAGUUAGGGCAGCUGAAACUACAUGAGCGAGUGCACACUGGAGAGAAGCCGUACCAGUGCCCUUCGUGUGGGAGGGGUUUCACCUCCUCAAGUGCUCGAUUGAUUCAUGUGAGGAAGCAUUGUCCAAAGUUGUCAAAGUGACCUAUCUGAUUUAACCCAAUUAAUUUUGUAUCUACAACAAUGAGCAGAUGAUGAGCAAAGAUGAGCAGUUACAUUCAACGGAUAUUUGCUUUUAAAAAAUCAUUAUCUGUAUUGGUGAAUCUUUUGCAAAAUUGAUCUAAUUAAAUUUAUUUUGGUCAUACCAAUAU
This is a messenger RNA of Ctenopharyngodon idella (grass carp), 1649 nucleotides long. RefSeq names its product gastrula zinc finger protein XlCGF57.1-like. The transcript is spliced from 2 exons. The coding region runs from base 142 to 1482 and encodes 446 amino acids. The record is from RefSeq and is a predicted model, not a curated record. NCBI's taxonomy places the organism in Eukaryota, Metazoa, Chordata, Actinopteri, Cypriniformes, Xenocyprididae.